AUGCCGGAACGUGUACAGCGAAUAGUUCGAGUGCGCACAGGGUGUUGGACCUGUCGACGUCGAAAGAAGAAAUGCGAUGAAUCCCACCCAAUCUGUGGUGGCUGUCGUCGGAAUCACCUAGACUGCUCGUGGCCGGCCAAUGUGCCUGGCAGGCGUGCUUCCGCGCCUACUAAUGCCAACUCCCCAAAUACAUCACAACGCCGACCGAGUCCGUUGCAAAGCAUUGAAUCUCCUGAUCGCGUUGUGCCCGUGGAAAGUCCCUCGUCGCGGGCGGGAUCCGUCUCGUCGAGCGUGCAGUCUGCCAAUGCUGACGCUGACCACCUGGUUGAGUCUCCACCGGCUGAGACCAGCCCUCCACGCCCUGUGUCAGUGACUCCUGUCGGGGAUUCACUUGUGGCGGCGUUUUCAAUGCGAAAUGUCCUACCGCGCAGUCUGUCGAUGCUGCCUGGUUACGACGCCGAGUCUUAUCAGCUUCUCAGUCAUUACUUGGCCACGACGGCAGACUGUAUGGCGAAUGGCUCAACGCCUGUCAAUCCUUUUCUGGUGCAGAUUGUUCCACUGGCAUUCUCUAGUGAUUUGCUGUUGCAGUUGGUCAUUACGCAGAGUGCCGCUCACCGCGCGUUUCGUUCGCGAGAUGAGUCGGACACUAUUGCCCACAGUCACUAUACCAAGGCUUUACAGCAUUUCCGUCGGGGAGUCACGGAUUUCAUCGAUGGGAAAGAAUCUAAUCCAUUAAUGCUCCUUGUGGGGGCGCUUCUAAUGUGUUUUACUGAGACCGCAAAAGGAGACAUGAACGGGACAAUAUUCGACCAUCUCUCCGCGGCAAAUUCAUUGCUGGUCAAAUUGCUUGCACAGAGCGACUCGGCCGUGCCGCGAGAUCUGAAAGAUUUCGUCAUCGAAUAUUACACCUACACUGCGACCGUGAGCAUGAUCUCAAUCGACGCUCGAUACAGUGGCCAACUUUUCCUGAAUCUCGACCUGGAAGAGCGAUCGCGCGAACUAUUGCGCACCCAAUACGUGGGAAAUCUGUGCGGCUGUUGGCUGGAACUAUUGCUGCUGAUCCCAUGUAUUUUUGAUCUCGGUCGACAGUGGAUCAUGGACGAUGCCCAAGCCCCUGUUCCUACCGCUGAUGAUUUCGCCAUGUUCGCCUCUAUCCAAGCUCAGGUUUUGCGCUGGUCGCCUUACCCUUCUGUCGGACCGGAGGUUCAUGUUGCAGGCUUGAUUUUCCAACAGGCUAUUCUCAUCUAUCUAUACACUUCACUUGAAGGAUUUCGACAUACGCCAGAUGGAAUCUACAGAGGGUUGCUUGACAAUGCCGUCACAGAAGCCAUGUCUUACUUGAUCGAGCUAUCUCCCAGCGAGCGCAUCAACUCGGGGCUUUGCUGGCCUAUCGCCGUGGUGGGCUCGUGUCUCGUCAACCCAGACCAGCAAGCCCAACUCAGAGCGCGGUUAACCGCCAUGACCGAAGCCUUUGGUCUGGGAAAUAUGCAUCGCACCUUACUCCUGCUCGAAGCAAUGUGGCUCCUACCAAUUUCCGAAGCCGGGCCUUGGAAUAUCUGUCGGGCAAUGCAACAAAACCAGAUUUGGAUUUCAUUCGCAUGA
Molecule: messenger RNA, 1602 nt
Organism: Penicillium nucicola
Lineage: Eukaryota; Fungi; Ascomycota; Eurotiomycetes; Eurotiales; Aspergillaceae
Product: Zn(II)2Cys6 transcription factor
Exons: 2
Coding region: 1-1602 (533 amino acids)
Biological process (GO): positive regulation of transcription by RNA polymerase II
Cellular component (GO): nucleus
Molecular function (GO): transcription cis-regulatory region binding; DNA-binding transcription factor activity, RNA polymerase II-specific; zinc ion binding
Source: RefSeq, a predicted model, not a curated record